Molecule: messenger RNA, 8180 nt
Organism: Lepus europaeus (European hare)
Lineage: Eukaryota; Metazoa; Chordata; Mammalia; Lagomorpha; Leporidae
Gene: ONECUT1
Product: one cut homeobox 1
Exons: 2
Coding region: 217-1614 (465 amino acids)
Biological process (GO): regulation of transcription by RNA polymerase II
Cellular component (GO): nucleus
Molecular function (GO): RNA polymerase II cis-regulatory region sequence-specific DNA binding; DNA-binding transcription factor activity, RNA polymerase II-specific
Source: RefSeq, a predicted model, not a curated record
GCUGAGGACGCAGAGGGGAAGGUGGGGGCAAGAAGGAAGGCGAGACACACACACACACGCACGCACACACGCACAGAGACACAGAGCCCACAACGAGAGGAAGGCAGGAAGCAACAUUCGCCGGCAGCCGAUGUGAAGACCGGACUCCGUGCGCCCCUCGCCGCCUCUGCCCGACCACAUCGAUGUGGUGUCCGCCGCCCGUUCGCCCGGAUCACGAUGAACGCGCAGCUGACCAUGGAGGCGAUCGGCGAGCUGCACGCGGUGAGCCAUGAGCCGGUGCCCGCCCCGGCCGACCUGCUGGGCGGCAGCCCCCACGCGCGCAGCUCCGUGGCACACCGCGGCAGCCACCUGCCCCCCGCGCACCCGCGCUCCAUGGGCAUGGCGUCCCUGCUGGACGGCGGCGGCGGCGGCGGCGACUAUCACCACCACCACCGGGCCCCCGAGCACAGCCUGGCCGGCCCCCUGCACCCCACCAUGACCAUGGCCUGCGAGACUCCCCCAGGUAUGAGCAUGCCCACCACCUACACCACCUUAACCCCUCUGCAGCCGCUGCCGCCCAUCUCCACCGUCUCGGACAAGUUCCCCCACCAUCACCACCACCACCACCACCACCACCACCCGCACCACCACCAGCGCCUGGCGGGCAACGUGAGCGGUAGCUUCACGCUCAUGCGGGACGAGCGCGGGCUGGCCUCCAUGAAUAAUCUCUAUACCCCCUACCACAAGGACGUGGCCAGCAUGGGCCAGAGCCUCUCGCCCCUCUCCGGCUCCGGUCUGGGCGGCAUCCACAACUCCCAGCAAGGGCUCCCCCACUACGCCCACCCUGGCGCCGCCAUGCCCGCCGACAAGAUGCUCACCCCCAACGGUUUUGAAGCCCACCACCCGGCCAUGCUUGGCCGCCACGGGGAGCAGCACCUCACGCCCACCUCGGCCGGCAUGGUGCCCAUCAACGGCCUUCCUCCGCACCACCCCCACGCCCACCUGAACGCCCAGGGCCACGGACAGCUCCUGGGCACGGCCCGGGAGCCCAACCCUUCGGUGACCGGCGCGCAGGUCAGCAAUGGAAGUAAUUCAGGGCAGAUGGAAGAGAUCAAUACCAAAGAGGUGGCGCAGCGCAUCACCACCGAGCUCAAGCGCUACAGCAUCCCGCAGGCCAUCUUCGCGCAGAGGGUGCUCUGCCGCUCCCAGGGGACCCUCUCGGACUUGCUGCGCAACCCCAAACCCUGGAGCAAACUCAAGUCCGGUCGGGAGACCUUCCGGAGGAUGUGGAAGUGGCUGCAGGAGCCGGAGUUCCAGCGCAUGUCCGCGCUCCGCUUAGCAGCCUGCAAAAGGAAAGAGCAAGAACAUGGGAAAGAUAGAGGCAACACACCCAAAAAGCCCAGGUUGGUCUUCACAGAUGUCCAGCGUCGAACUCUCCAUGCAAUAUUCAAGGAAAAUAAGCGUCCAUCCAAAGAAUUGCAAAUCACCAUUUCCCAGCAGCUGGGGUUGGAGCUGAGCACUGUCAGCAACUUCUUCAUGAACGCAAGGAGGAGGAGUCUGGACAAGUGGCAGGACGAGGGCAGCUCCAAUUCAGGCAACUCAUCUUCUUCAUCAAGCACUUGUACCAAAGCAUGAAGGAAGAACCACAAACUAAAACCUCGGUGGAAAAGCUUUAAAUACAAAAAGAAAUUUAAAAAAAAAAAAAAAAAACAACAAACAACAAACAACAAACCCGGACCUCAAGAUAGCAGGUUUAUACUUAGAAAUAUUUGAAGAAGAAGAAAAAAAGUGUUAUUUAUAGUCCAAAGAAACCAAAGACUUAGCUCACCUGCAUUCUGACUCUGUUCGGAGACACACACUUCGGCGGGGCGACAAGUUGGCAACAGGAAUUCCGAGCGGGAAAACCCUGCGUCUCACACCUUCCGUCCGCGAACGUUCUCGCAGUGCUUGGCUGUUGCGUGGUUAGCAGCAUAGUGAUCUUGAGCCAUUGAGUGGACAUCUUCUAAGAUCUGACUUUUCUCAUCUGUCCCACUGCACCGGGAAGGUGUAUGGUGUCUCAAUACUGUGCGUGAGUACACGCACGUACACACGCACACACACACCACCACCACCACCACCACCACCACCACCACCACCAGUGGUUAGGGACUUAGGCAGGGCUGGUCUUCAGGAAGGGUUGUGCUCAGAAGUGCAACUAGCAUGGUGUGAAGAGUUCAUUGGAUUAAGAGUGUGAUUUCGCCUGUCUAGCCUAGCAAAUGUUUGAACCUGCCGGGCCACAACCUAAAUGCAGAUUCAAACCCAGCAAAGCAAAUUUGAAUGACACCUAAACCAGUGCAUUCUCUUUGUUUGUUAAGGAAUGUUCAGAUAUUUUUUAAGAGAUGAAGCAAGAGUCCAUCCAUUAAAAAAAAUAAAUAAAUAAAUCACCUAGGUACCAAAGAACACACUUAAUAUUAUAGUGCAGGUAUUUUAUUGCAAUGAUUUUAAUAACCAAAGCUAUUUUUACACAAGAUGCUAUGUAAAGUUAUACUAUACAUAUGAACUGAUCUAGCUGUAAUACACAUGCCACAUAGAAUCAUGACUAUUAUUUAUGACUCUUGAAGCAUUUGAAAUAUGAGUUUUCAGAACUGGCAAGAAAGAAUGUAGCUUCAGGGAAGCAAUUAAUAUCAUGGCAAAGAGGUUGGUGUAGUGACUAUGUGCAUCCAGAUGGCACAUUCCUUUCCAGGACCCAUAAAUGUCACUUAAGCAGAGAGAGAGCCAGGAUCCCACAGUCUGUUCAUACAGCUAAGCAAAUCUGCAGAUCCUUCUAAGGUAGGAGCUCAUCCAUGCCACAGAAAAUUAAGUUUCAAAUACAGCAAGUAACUAAAUGAGAAAAUUUGUGCAAAGUAAUGCUUUGUAUUUAAACACUAUCAAAGAAAGAAGUCUAUACCUGGGUUAAUUUGACUUAAAUUUGCUUUGUGCAUUUAGUACCAAAUGCCUUCAUAAAAAAAUGUUUUACAUACACAAAUAAGGUGAAUAGACCAUUAUUAUGAAAAUGAAUGAUUCAGUAUUUGUAACCACCCUAAAAAGUAAUCAGACUGAUUAUACUGCCAAUCCUAGACAUUUUAUGACUUGGACAUCAACGAAAGAGUAGGUGCACCUGAGCCAUGGUGGCAUUGAUGGAACUGCAUAGAAAAAGCCAGAGUUCUAGUAGAAGACAAGACUUUUGGUUCUGCAAGUGUGAAGCUGUUUAUUUCACCAAGCAUAACCUCCAAAGCAUACUACAUUCUUUCUUGCUAACACAUAAAGCUGGAAAUUUUAUAACAUAGAUUCCUCUCUCUAACAGGGACAAAUAAAAACUAGACCUGAGCUUGCAAAUACAAAAUUUUGAAUUUCUAUUUUUCCUAAUCACUUAAGCGGGACUGUAGAAAUCAAGGCAAAAAAAUCCAAAAAGAUAACAAAAUUGUACUAAUGGUACCCCAAGGAAUCUCUUGAUUCCCCAAAACGUUCUCUAUGAUUUCAACUGGAUUAUGACUUACAUGUGGAUACCUGUUGUACUUUUUGUUAAUGCAUUGGAUACUCUGUUAAUUGCCGUACCUAACUAGAAACAGGAAGUCAAAUAUUAUCCUAGCAAUAAGUUGGUUAUUGAGAUUCAUUAAAAUGCCAAAGGAAAAAAUUAAAUCAUCUUAAUACAAGAUGUAGCUCCUUAAGAUCUAAUCUCACCAUCUUGUCAGGUCUGAAAUAGGUAAGAGCCUAAAGAGAUGAAGCUAAACCAGCAAGCCAUGUCUGUGUCUCCUUCAGGUCUGUGAGGAAAGGAAGCCAACACUGAAUUCUCCACUGAUGAAAUACUACAUUUGCCUCGACAUAUUUUGUCUUAGUAUGUUUUUACUCCACCAAAAAUUCCAGCUUACAAGUUUCCCUUCUAAGUAUGGCACAAGUAUAGUUCAACUCUUAAAAGAGACCAUUUAACUGACCACGCUUCAUGAGAUUUGCUAAAAAUCUUGUCAAUAACAUAAAUAAAAAGGAAAAAGACUCAUUAAUUUUUUUUCUCUCCAGAAAUGGAGGGAAUUGGGGGUACAGCUAUAUAAUGAAUUUAUAAUUUAGGAGGGAGGAAAGCCUUAGGUAUUUAAAAUGUGAGAAUUUAAAAUGCAGGGAAUUCAAGCUGUAUCUACACACAAUCUUAACAAAUUCAGUACUCCAGAAAAACAAAAGUUGAAUUCAAACAAUCAUAUUUUUUGCUUUGUUUUUAUUAUACUACCCCCCAAAUUAUUCCAACUACAUUUUACAUUUUCAAUCUAGUUUGAUACUGUGUGGGCACGGUCUCAAAAAAUACUGCUACAUUUCUGAUAUCCCAUCUGACUGAUUUUAUCAAAAAAGAACCAGUUAUCCUAUUUGCUAACACCAAAGAUGAUUUUCAUACCAGCAUUGAAUUUGCACCCAUUAUGCAAUUUCAGGGCCUAGAGAUAUAUUUUCUCAUAAACAGAUGCACAAAGCAGAGCCUGAAAAGCAAUUUUUUUAACUUGACUCUUUAAGCAUACUCACAACCUUUGCUUUUUGGAACUCAUAAUAGAUAAACGCCGCUUCUCACAAGCAAUACACCUGUCACACCAGGUACAACACACUCUCCCUGACUUCAGAGAUGGCACGUAGGAAAAUGCACUUCCACUCCUCCUAACGCUGCGUGGAUCAGUGGCUCCUGUUCCUGAACCUACCACACAGAGCAGACCUCAGGCCACCGAUUCACCUUCCAUUUCUCAAUCCUCCGGCAAAAUUCCCCUAAAAAAGCCAUCUCACUCUUUUAUUGGUAUGUUCUGUUUAUUCCCAAACUGCGCUUCAAAUAACACACACACACACUCACACACAAGCUUGUCUGUUUGGGGCCAUGAACCAUUCAAGCCCGCUCAGGGUUGUCAGCUUUGCCACCAGAGGGCUCAGAACUGUUGUGGAGCUUGCACAGCCGCAGAGCCCAGCCUCUAGGCAGCGUUCACAAGCUUUGGCUGUCAGGGACUGAGCAUCCAUCCCAGUCCCUGGAUGCAGUUGCAAGAGGUCCCCAAAACCAAAGAAAAUGUGGGGGGAAAUCCGGAAGUUCUAACUGAACUUGUCACUCAUCAUGCUCUCCCUUCCCCUCCCUCCAAAACAAAGCAUAAUUUUCCAGGCAAAUAUGAAAGCACUAUGCUACUUUUGGACGCAUUCCACUCCCAUCUCUCCCACAGGAAAAAGACCCGUCUUGGCAGGUUAAAUGCAAACUUUGCUAUACCAAAGAGUCCUCCGGACAUUGUCACAUGAGCUAUACAAAGGCAUUUUCCCUAAGAAAGGGCCUCCCUUCUUUGUACAGAAAGGAUGAAAACUAUGCAUUUAGCAAACAAAGAGAAAGCACUUCUCCCUUUUCUAUCUAGCUGUUUAGGGUGCAUUCAAACCCCAGAGGCUGUUUUGAGAUGUGUUUGCCUUCUGGGUGAUUACUGUGGUGUGGUUAGCUUUCCAGUACAUUUGGAAACUAUUUCUGAAAUAGUAAGGACAAAGAAGCAGAAGGUAAGAAAUAGCUACUUCCACGUGUAAAAAAAAAAAGAAAAAAAGAAAAAAAAAAAAAAGAAGUGUAAAGAUCUACUAUUUAUAGUGUGAACCAAAGACGCUACCUCACUCGAUUUCCAUUGGUGAUUUUAAUCACAUUGAUGAUACCAAAGAAUACCAAAGACAUUUUCGUGCACGGCCACGGUCUGCAGAGGGAACCCCGCCCCUUCCUUGCCCCCACCUCCUCUCCCCUCCUCACUCUUCACUCAGUGUGUAAACUUGUCUUCAUUCUUAAUAACGAUACGAUAAUGAUAACAACAUCCUUAGGAAAUACUACUCUGACUACUGCUAGUUCUUCUUGUGAAUCUCUAGGCGAACAUGUUGCGAACUUCGUAAACUCCUAGGACGAGUGCCUUGCUUGAACCAAAGUGUUAAACCGCUGUUAACCUCUCUCACCUUAUACUCUUUGAAUACCUCAGCCUCUUAGAAAGGCCACUAAUGAAAAAAAAAAAAAAAAAGGAAUAAUUAUUCACCGUGGUGCUUUUCCCGUGCAACCAUGCAAUGAAACUUUCUUUGAUACCAAAGGAUGACUUUUUUCCCCCAAUUUCUUGCUGAUAAACCAAAGCUCCUCCUCCUUGUUCCCUCUCGAGUCCCUCCCACCCCUUCACUGGGUCCCUUGGCCAGGCAAGCCGUGCACCUUUUACCAAUUCCUCCAAAUACCUCAUAGUAAUAAAGUUUUAGGGUUAUGUUGUAUAGAGAGUCUAUGUGAUAAGGCAGAACUUACUAGUUUGAUAAUUGUUAAGGUUACUUUUAAAAAAAAACUUUAUAAUUCUUAUUUAUUUUGUAGUUUGUAUGUCUGGGAUGGUCCCCACUCCCUUCCCUCCUUGGUUUGGGGUUUAUUUUCUUGGCGGAACUGCUCUGUUGCUCAAGGAAGACUUAAUUUCUGGAAAUGUUCCCCAGAUGGGUUAAGGGUUGUUGUAAAAAAAAAAUGCAAGAAUGGAAUAAGAAAUGAUUUUCAUUUUAACGAUUACUUAUGAAGUUUUUGUGUUUCGUAGAAAAAUUUGUUUCCACAGGGUAAAAAAAAAAAAUAUAUAUAUAUAUAUAUAAUCUCUUUUUUGUGAAACUGGUUCCUAUUUUUCUCUAUAAUGUGCUGUGAUUUUUAAUUUAAUUGCAUUUUAUAUGAGCUUAUUUAAUCACUGUUUUAAUUUAUGACCGUGUAGUUUUUAAAGUGUAUAUAGUAGAAUUGAAAUGGUCAAAGCUUUAUGUUACAAUCUUUUGGUUCUUGAUGCUAAGAUAAGCUGAAGGCAAGAGUUCUCUUAACCGCAGGGUGUAUAUCCUUAGCUUUUUCUUAGCCGGCACUUCAAUGUGUGCUGUGAACACUGCCAGGUCCCCCUCAGAGCUUGUACAUGCCAAAAUGAGUGUUUCAAGGUAGUCCUUUUUGUCUUUUAGAAAGAAGGCAGGCAGGCAUUAUUCAUGUUCUUCCUUUAAUUUAUUAAUUUUUUAAGAAAAGAUUACUUUGCAGGUAAGACCUGAUAUUCCAAAGAAUUUAAUAAGACCUUUUUAAUGGUUCAAAGCACCGGCAUUGGUGAGAUACUUUGCUUUUUGUUUGUUUUUUGUUUUUUACCAUUCACACGGGUAUGAGAAGUCAAGAGCAGUAGAAACUGAAAAAGACAAGCUAACUUGAAUUUGGAAAUCCUCUUCCCAAGUUUCUCAAUUGCUUCAAAGUGGGGGGCAGGGCCUGAAGACAAACAAUUAGGCAAAGCUGGUGCAAUGGCUUUCUGUGCUUAAGAGAAAGUCAAGGGUGGCCGGGCCGUGGACUCGACGCCUGCUCACCUGGCCAGCCCACAGAAGAAGCAAAACUCGAUUGCUUGGGUUCAGUUAUCAAUCAAAUAUAAGGAAAACUGUUCCAAAGUCAUGUAUUCUCCUCCCAUCUAUUUAUUAGAAUCUGGUACCCACAGUUGACAGUUCCCUUCCCCUCCUGACACACCCCCACCAGAAGGGGAAGAAUUACCCUCAAGUGUGAGGGUCUCCAGCAUGAAUGUACCCCAGACCUAUCUCUGGGUCCCAUCCCUCUCCUCAUCUUUUGUUUCCCACACUAGAGAUGCCCCUGCCCAGGCCCCCUGCUUGAGGCUGUACAGGCACUUAGCUCCACUGCAGAUGGUUAGCACACACUCGAAACUCUAUAGACUGUGGCAUCCUCACACGAGCCAGGGCCACUAUUUUGAUUUCUUUUGCUGAAAUGAAUUGUUUCAACUACAUGUCAGAAAUUCAUCAAUGUAAAUAUUUUCCCUCUCAAUACAAGAAUUUUACCUGGUUUUCCUUUUGCAGGGGUGUGUGGGGUGGGGAAGCAUUAGAGGGGCUUAGAUUUUGGGUCAAAUGUUACAUUUUCUUAGGAACAUUUUUAUACUCAUUAUGUACUUCAGUAGGGCGAUAAACAUGCUCUGAGCUGCAGGAUUCUUCAGUGCUCUGUUGGUAGGCAUUGAUGACUUUUUUUCAUGCAAAUGCUGGGCAGUGAAUUACAGAAAACCCAGGAAAAUCGUUAAGGAGGGGUGCUUUCACCAUCAGCAGAGUUGCAUUCACAAGGUCACCUUUUCUGUUUCUGUUGAUUUUUUGUGGUAUGUUCUGCAUUAUUACAUGAUCAUUGUAGGCUCAUUUUAGAUCUGCUGUCUUGACCAAAUGCUCAGUCUUUUUUAAAAAAAAUAAACUUUAAAACAUUA